UCGGGAAAGGAUACGGAAGGUAAACAGUAAGUUCGACUAACGGACAGCAUGUCGGCAAAAAGUAGAGUUGUAGCCGCUUUGGACAUUCUUCUCAGAACUGUCCCUUUAUUUUUACUUGAUGCUAUUUUAAAUUACGAAUGGGGAAUAUCGAAGCAAACUAAAGCUUUGAUAUCUGAAUUCAGAAAUGAAGGCAAUUCGUCAAAUAGUUCUUGGUUGACCACGACAGGAAUCGAAAAUUUUGGAUUUUCUUUGUUUUGUUACUUGAUGUAUGCACAAGCCUUCAUCACAGUCCUGUUUGUCUUCCUGUUCAACAUCAAACAGCUGCUCUCGAUUUACAUUCGUAUUUCUUCAAUAGGCAUUAUAUUUUUAGCUUAUGAGCUAAAUACAAAUUACAUUGCUCAACACAGCCAUGCAAAGUAUACCCCAGACAUGUUUUACUUAACAAAUAUGACUGUAAAUUAUCUCGUUCACUUUAUCUUGGCCAUUUUAUUUUUUUUCACUAACUCAAUACGUAUAAAGUGGUCAAGUGUUGUAUGGCUUUUAUUUUUCAUGCCAACAGCAACAUGUGCAUUUGACUUACCUUUCUCAAUAAUAAAAAUCUCGCCAGUUUUAUCUGCUACAGGAUGCAUCAUAUUGGCAGUAUACAAUCUGUGGGUUCAUGGACUACAAGUAUGCGAAACUGUUUAUAAUGGAAUCAAUUGGUGUCAUGACACAGUAGAAAUCUAUGGUUUAUAUACAAUGAUAGAAACGCAUUGGAUUGACCAGCAUAUACCUCAAGUUUUCCUUACUUUUUGGCUAUUAAGAUCUACACAUUAUGUAACAAGAAAUGUUUUUAUCAACUAUUAUAAGCACUUAUCAGUAAGUGAAAUUAUGAAAUGUAUAAUAUCUCAUGGCAGCGAAAAUAUUGUGGCUCUGUUAGGCAUGACAAGUGUGGUUUCUCUUGUGUGUCAACUUUUUGGUUACAGUAUUCAACUAUUCCUACAAGUUAAUGAUCCAGCAGAGAAGAACAUCGGUAACGCAGCUGCAACACUAUUCUUGAUAUUAUCAAUCCAAAACGGAAUAACACGGUUAGACCCAACUGCAAGAUAUAUUCGAACUAGUCGCAAUUUAUGCCUCAUCUACACUGCAUUGUUACACUUUGUGUACAACAUACUACAUCCAGUUUUAUUAUCAAUAAGUGCAUCAAAAAAUCCUUCUCCAGCAAAACACAUAAGAGCCUUAAUGAUAGGACUUUUCCUCAUCAUAACGCCAGCAACCAUUUUAAUAAAGCAAUGGAAUAUGCAUGAUGCAUCAACAUGGUUGUUAGCUUUAACCGCAUUCAUGAUGGAACUGAUUAUUAAAACUAUGGUUUCAAUAUUUGCAUACAUUCUCUUCAUAAUAGACUCGUACAAAAAUGGAUUGUGGGAGAAUUUAGAAGACUAUAUCUACUACCUAAAAGUUGCAGCAAACACAUUAGAAAUUGUCUUAGGUUUUUAUUUGUUUUUAAAUGGCCUAUGGAUAUUUAUUUUUGAAUCUGCAGGAGUUAUACGUGCAUGCAUGAUGCUAUUGCAUGCUUAUUUCAAUGUUUACAAACAGGCUAAAAAUGAAUGGCAAUAUUACCUAGCUAGACGAUCAGCUGCUCAAAAAAUACAAUUCUUACCAGAAGCAACACCAGAUCAACUUAAAUCUAAAAAUAACUGUGCUAUCUGCUUUCAAGAAUUAAAUACAGCAAGAGUAACCAAAUGUAAUCAUUUAUUCCAUGGUGUAUGCAUUAGGAAAUGGUUAAAUGUACAAGCAACAUGUCCUCUUUGUCAUACUCAUUUGUGUAGUGGCACUACAAGUACUUCCUAAAUUAGACAGGCAAAUAUGACUUGUUUAUUCUGAUAAAAAUGUUCUAGUCAAAUAAAUACAACAGCUUUUGGAAGUGGACUUUUCACUCUAAAAUUUAUCACACAAUGCGUUGAAUUUGAAAUUUCAUAUAAUCCUGAACAUCACCCAGUUUUUUUUUUUUUUUCGAUAGAGAAAAAACAAUUCUUAGUUUUAUCUUAAUUAGCACCCAUAAUAUUUUUUCCCGUUCCUAAAAUUGUUUCGAUAAUGCAGCGGUUUGACAAUAGCGAUAAUGAGAAUUAGUUUGAGAGUAUGGAACCCUUUCUGCUUCUUUGGCACCCUAUAGAUUCCUUAACUAGCACAAAAAAAAAAAAAAAAUGUCAGCAAUAGGUUCGAAAUGGUACCCAGCCCUUUAGUACAACUUUUAUCUCAAAAUAAGUCUGGGUCACGUUCAAGAUUAUGUGGCAUUUAUUUUUGAAAUCUUGGAUCACUUUCUUGUAGUGAGUGAAGAAAUCAACAUUUC
Uloborus diversus is the source of this 2329-nucleotide messenger RNA. RefSeq names its product protein TRC8 homolog. The coding region runs from base 49 to 1830 and encodes 593 amino acids. Lineage: Eukaryota; Metazoa; Arthropoda; Arachnida; Araneae; Uloboridae. The transcript is spliced from 2 exons. Gene Ontology annotation, molecular function: ubiquitin protein ligase activity. Gene Ontology annotation, biological process: ERAD pathway. The record is from RefSeq and is a predicted model, not a curated record. Gene Ontology annotation, cellular component: endoplasmic reticulum; endomembrane system.